AUGUGAAGAAGAUCAAAAUGGACGCUUGAUAUUUGUGUUAACAAAAUGAAUUUGUUUUAAAAUUUUCUGGUUAACCGGUGCUAGACUAUAUUAAAUAUCAUUUCAAAUGAUUCAGUGCGCUGUUUUAUCAUCAACUGCCAAACGUGGACGGGCAACAUAACCUCGAAAAUGUGACUUACUAGUGAAAGGAUCAGUACCACUAAGAUGCCUGUACAGGGGCCACAGUGGACAGAAUUCCUGUCCUGUCUCGUUUGUUUUAAAGUAUUUGAUGACAAACUCCACCAGCCUAUCAGUCUGGGAUGCAGUCACACAGUCUGCAAGUCGUGUCUGUUGAAGUUGCAGCAGCUGAAGUGUCCAUUUGACCAGAGUUCAAUCACCGUCGGUGUAAAAGAUCUCCCAGUGAACAACGCUCUGUUGCAGCUCGUCAGUGAUGGUGUUCACAAGCACAACUUUGAUGUCACCAGUCUUGCUGAGAAUGCAAAAUAUUACACGUCGGCAACGAAGUGUAUCGAGGAUCUGGCUCUCCUUCUGAAGCCACUUUUAUAUGAAGCUCAUUUACCAAAGGCAGACUUGGAUGAAGACUGCUCCAAAAAGCUGGGUAGUGUGGCUCAGCUUAAUUGUGUUCUCAGUCGACCCAUGCAGAGGAAGCUAGUGACACUGAUAAACUGUCAGCUGUUGGAGGAGGAGGGUCGCUCCCGGGUCAUGAGGGCCGCGAGGUCGCUGGGAGAGAGAACCGUCACGGAGCUCAUACUACAGCACCAGAAUCCUCAACAAUUGUCUGCCAAUCUGUGGGCCGCGGUUCGCGCCAGGGGCUGUCAGUUCCUCGGACCAGCCAUGCAGGAGGAAGUGCUGAGUUUGAUUCUGUUGGCCCUGGAGGACGGGUCUGCUCUGUCUCGCAAGGUUCUUGUCCUAUUCGUGGUGCAGAGACUUGAACCGCAGUACCCUCAUGCCUCAAAAACUGCCAUCGGACAUGUUGUGCAGCUGCUCUAUCGAGCAUCCUGCUUCAAGGUGACCAAACGUGAUGAAGAAUCAUCUUUGAUGCAGCUGAAAGAAGAAUUCCGUACGAACGAGACGUUGCGACGGGAACAUGACUCCCAAAUAGUUGAAAUAGCUCUGGAGGCUGGGUUAAGAAUAUCGCCAGAACAGUGGUCGUCACUUCUGUAUGGGGAUGCUCAUCACAAGUCGCAUAUGCAGUCAAUUAUUGAUAAGUUGCAAACCCCCCAGUCGUUCAACCAAAGUGUGAGUGAGUUGAUGAUAGCUCUCGAGCGGACCGGAGACCCAUGUAAUUUGCAGAGACUUCGACCACACCUAGAGUUCCUUGCAAGCGUGGAUCCUAGUCCAGACAUGCCAGCGCCAUCGUGGGAGAACCUGGACGCUGUAAUGAAAGCAGUGAAAACUGUCGUCCGAGAUUUGUUUGACUUCCUUAACAGUUUCAGCAACAGGAAACACGAGUUGCUUCCCCUGCAGAAUGCUCGCUACAAGACCAGCAUGUGUCGGGAUCUAGCUCAGAAAGGGGUUUGUCCGAGAUCUUCCAGCUGUACGUUCGCCCACAGUCAGGAGGAAAUAGACAAAUACCGACUGAGAAAUAAGAAGAUGGGUGCGAGGAUGACGUCUGCACCGACGUCUGCGUCCCUGACAGCCAAGGAGAAGGUUGAGCUGGCUGAGGUGAACCGGACGAUGGAGAGGAAGAUGAGUGAUAACGGAUCACAGAGCACGGCACGGCCCAUCGCGGUUCGAUUGGAACCACCCGCUGGGGGGCAGCGCACAGACACAGCAGACAAACCAAAUCCACCAAAGAAAAAGGAAGACAUCUCUACUUCUAUGGGAGCAUUAGCAUUGCAGUCCUUGUCUGGCACCAAUGGUGUGCUUCCCCAAACUCCAGAAGCAUUAGCAUUGCAGUCCUUGACUGGCACCAAUGGUGUGCUUCCCCAAACUCCAGAUACAGUGUCUUUUGUUCCCACUCCUCACACGGCAAAUAGAGGCUCGGUGACGACUACCCCAAAGGAACCAUACGUCGUGUCGCAACAAGGUCCUCCUGUGGAAAUCAUGCCUCCCAAUGGUGGCUAUCAAUUCACUCAGCUGCCAUACCAAGCAGCAGUCCCGCCACCCAUGUACGUCUCGAGAUAUUCAUCGACACCCGCUUAUCCUUAUGUCUCAACAGAGAGCACUGCUUACCCCAACUACGUCAGCUAUGAUGGUACGACUCUGCCGGUGUCAACAGACCAGUGGUCGCAGCAGCAGCAGUACUACCCAAGUCAGACAGUGCCAUAUGUGCCCGGGGUUCAAGCGCUGGACAUGGGCAUGUUCGGACCAGGCUUGAUCCAGCCGGGCAGUCACUUGAACAGUUGCGAUCAGGCCAGAGAAACACUGACGGAUCUUCACUCGAGGAGGAACGAAAUUCUAGCAAAACUGCACCAGAAUUCCCAGUUUGGUUGUCGUAAGCCGGCAUGUGAGCCCCCACUGUACCCACCUAAAUACCCGGUGUCAUGCGUGCCUCAGCAGAGUGUGGGCCAUUACGGACCGUCAGCCAUGCAGACCCACCGGUCCCAGCCAUCAGUGGACAUGAGACACGCGUGUUUGAACGAGCGGUCCAUUGUGAUUAUUGACCCACGGACAGAUCAUCCAACAAGUCUGGGCUCCUGUCUCCAGGAGAGAUCCAUUGUUCACGACGGUCUCCCGCCCAGGAAUGUGCAUUCGAACAGUGUGACUUCUCAGGCGGGACUCUUACACACUACAGCGCUCUUCACUGCGGUCACCGACAGUGUCAAUGUGGCCAAAACAUCCGCACUGGAAACGUCGGUUAGAUGGCAGAAAAAUGAGAGAGAUGAUCAAAAUACGAAGCAAAAAUGGCAAGAUUUGAUCAUCUGCAUAAAAUCAGGCUGUCCCCCGUGUCUGUCGUCGACGUCAUCAGGAAGCUACGUGCCGUGGUCCAGCGAGGAGUGUGGUACCAGCCUGGAGGAGGAUGGUGGUGGGUCGAGAGAAACGUCCUUCCACACCACCAAUGUGUCGUGGGUCAAGGUAAACCAUCAAGAAGGAAGUGAAGUUCAAAAUGAAAUGAUCAAAAGGGACUAUCCACGACUUGAAAGUUAUAUUCCAUUCUAUCCCAAAGUUUCGGGGUUAGGACCAAUAUCGCGAUUGUCAACGACAGCCAAAUUCAAGAUGACUGAACCAAUGCAUGUCACAACCGAGGAGAGCAUGGGCAAGAUGAUCCCAGACUUGACUGGUGAACAAACCAAGACUUGUUCUUCAUCUCCCGAUCCUAAACACUUCACUAUUGAAGAGAUCCUGUCACAUGACAUGUAUCCCAUAAUACCUGCACAGUUCUCAACGGAUGACAUCAUUCUGCGGAAGCGUACGACCAUUGGUCCGAAAUCUGAGCCACAGCACACUUGGGAAUGCUGUAUACCAACAUCACAGAACUACUUACACGAGGAGCUGGCUCGCCUGCAGAACAAGUUGGCGAAUGCAUCCAAUUCAGAUGAGAGAUUGGCAUACGAACUACAGGCUAUUGAAUUCAAAAUUUCUUUGGGUCUGCCCAUUCAGGUGGACAUCCACGAGAAGCCAACCCUCGACCCCAAGCGGCGGCUCGAGCAGAUGGACGAGCACUUCUCCCAGCAACUGAUCAUGGACGAGAUCGACGCACAGCUCCUUGGCCUGAUCCAGCCGCGAAACACCUGAUACCGCGGUCUAGCAGUGGACUGUUUUUUGUACAAGCAGAAACUUAACAUUAAUUGGACAAAAAAAAACAAGACUGCAAAAAACCAAACGUUUUAUGAAGAUGUUUUGAGAGUUGAGCUUUCUCGUACCUGUUCGUCUUCAGACUGUGUAUCUAGUACAUAUGCCAUGUGUGUAAUGUUAGGUAUGAUUUUAUAAAUCAUAUUGUAUGUUAAUCUUUAUCAUCAGUUCACAUUAUUGUGCAUUGUACCGUUUUGGGUUUUUAUUUUGCAGUGGAUAUUUCAUUGCACUUACCUCCUAAGGAGGGAUUUUAUUUUAAUAUUGAAAAUGUUGCACUUGAGUCUUUUCAUACAAACUUCACAGUUAGAAACAAAACGUCACCUGGAUCUAUCUUUUUUUUGUAAAAAGAUUAUUUUUAUUUUAUAUUUAUUAGCUGAAACAUCCUCAGAUUAUCUUGGUUGCAAGUGCUAUAUUGCAUAAUUAACUCGAUGGUAACAAAAUGGUAAGGCACUGCCACUGGGUGUAAACAGUGAUUUUCACACAAAAUACUUGGCUACAAAUGUAAAGUUUACUUUUCCAAAAAACACUUUUUUAUGGGUGGAGGUUUUGUUUUUAAUUAAACCAAAAACUUUGUUUUAUUUAUUAACUCAUAAAAUAUUUGUUUAAACAAAGGUUUAUUUUAUAUGGUAAAAAAACUAAAUUUUUCAAAUUACUGCUGGUCUAUACCAAUGGGCUUUUUUCUUUUCUUUCUUUCUCGUUUUUUGUAAGUACAACUGGUCUUUGACGUUUGUCAUCUACAUUAUGUUGUAUUGUGUUAUUUUGUCUGAAAAUGGCUCUUAAUAUGGAUCCUUUCUUUUUAAAAGUGUAUUUGUUAAUUCUACUGUAGUUGUGUGUGUCAAUUUAGUGCACAUUAUUCAUGAUCCCUGUAGAUUAUGGCCUGGUCCUAUUACAUUCUGCAUCAUAUUGAAACCUGCCCUGUUCUUGUGUUGGUCUCCUGUAUUGUGACAAGCUUGGUUAAAUGAAUAACUGCAAUAUAAUACUAUGUAUUUUAUAGUUUUUAACCAAAUGUUACCAGGACUAACGUUAAAAUAAUCUAAUCAAGUUACACCACCAUGCAAACUUUGAAUUGCCCAUCCUGAAGCCAGGACACCAUCUCAUUUUGCUGUUUCUAAGUAGAUACCUUGGAAUUGACAUAUUACGAGCCCAGCUAUUGGUAAUAAAAAUGAGUAACUUCAAAUAUUGGCUAAUUAAAGAGUUAUCCUACUUACUAUAUUUAUUUAAGAAUUUUUUUAUAUUGCAUUUAUGUGUGUAACAUCAAUAUUUAGUGAAUAAAUACUAAGCUGCUACUAGUGAUGAUUGUAUUGGGAAUGAUGGGAUGCUGUCAGAAAGGUUAACUUUGUAAUAAAAUCAUGAACUGUCAGCUGCAGAGUUUAAAUCUAUUGGUGUUCCCAAUAACUGAGGUGUUGCUAUUGCCAUAAGAAUAACAUCGUUAUUCAUUAAGUGACACAAUUCGUAAGUGUUUUCAGUACGUCAUUACACAGAUGCAGUUGGGGGAAGAAUAAUAUCGUUAUUCAUUAAGUGACGCAAUUCGUAAGUGUUUUCAGUACGUCAUUACACAGAUGCCGUUGGGGGGAGAAUAAUAUCGUUAUUCAUUAAGUGACACAAUUCAUAAGUGUUUUCAGUACGUCAUUACACAUAUGCAGUUGGGGGAAGAAUAAUAUCGUUAUUCAUUAAGUGACACAAUUCGUAAGUGUUUUCAGUACGUCAUUACACAGAUGCAGUUGGGGGAAGGGGGGGGGGUGAGCUCUUGAAUUGUUUUUAUUCUCCAAUAGUUUUUCUUUUCAGCUAAAAAGUAAUUUUAAUGUAGCAUUUUCAAUAAUUUUUUCUAAAAUUGAAGUAGCCUUUAUUGGAAAUGAAAAUAUACAUAAUGUCAUCUGGCGAAAAAAUUUUCUGGUUUCAACUUCUUUAUUAUCCAUAUGAUUCAUCAUAACUGAGUUAAUAAUAAUCAUAGAAGUGUAAUGACAUAAUUUUGGGAAGCGAUGUCAUAACAUGAUGUUGCUUAGACUGCAUUUGAAAUAUGACGUCAUUUCAUAGUCUCCUUCUUCUAGUUGUAGCUGAAACAUUUUGAUUUGGGUCUUGUUAUUCAUAAAGAAAACAACAAUAAUAAUAUGGAUAAUCAAGAAAUUAUUACACUAGCAUGUAGGUCGUACUGAGUUUACAAAACUCGUGUCAGGAUUCUCGCUCAGGCAAGACAAAAGUCUUGACACUCAUUUCCUAAAAUCAGUACGACACACAAGCUCGUAUAAUAAUCUGUAUUUAUUAUAAAGUUAACUUUUAAUUGGCUUUCAUUGGUAAGGAUGGUGUUAACGUGCGAAGUGAUUAAAACCAUGGACCACUUACUGUUGGUGUAAUUCUGCAGGGUAUGUAUUUGAUUUAAUUACAUGUGUUCUCGUUCACUGGGUCUCUUGGUAACUGUCGGUGUGCCCAUCACACUGGUGUGUAACAACUACAGCUUUAUGAUGUAUUUGACUCGUUACACAGGGUCUUUAAUAUUGGUUAACUGGCAUGCAGUUUUGUGUAUGUUCUAGAUGCCGAUAGCCUGUCCACUGUAUAAUGUGACGAGAAUUGAGGAGCCGAUUUUAAUUUGCACUGGUUCACAUAAUUAAUAUCUGCUGUGAGUCAUGACAUUCUGUUUUUUUAAUAUCGCGGUAGGUAAACAUCACAGACAGUUCCAUGCAUUUGGGUUCACAACGGUCCUUAUUGACAGUUGCAGGUUAAACCACCUGAGACUGGCAGAAUGUUUUAGUUCUGUGGCUUGUACUAUGGAAUAGUUGUAGCAGUUGAUGUACUACCAUGUUGUACUCAAGUCUGUUAUGUAUGUAGUCCAUCAAAUAGGCACCGUCUUUUGAGUGGGAAUUUUUAGUUUAUUCAUUUCAUUUUCUUUAAUGUGUAUUUAUAAUUUUCAAUUAACGUUACAAAUUUGUACUGAACCAUUCUCAUUUUUUGUAAUAUUUACAAAUGUGAACAAAUUUAAUUUGGACCUACAACUAUCAAUUAUUAUUAAAAAGUGGUAUUUUUAAUUCUUUAAAAACAUUAGUCGGAGAUUAAACAAAUGCAUACAUAAUGCAAUAAUAGCUUGCAUAUAAUUUUACUGAAUGUAGAAGAAACUGCAUAAUACAUUGGACUGUCAUUAAACAUUUAAGAAUUUUACAUAAUUUUGUCACAAGAUUUGCAUCUUUGAUUUCAUAUUUUACUGCGAGUACUCCAUGUACAUACCAAAUGGUGAUGCAUUCUAGUCUGCACACACAACGCUUGCUUUUACCAUGUUAUCACUGAAGCACAUAUUCCACCCGUUCACAUGUUUGUUUAAACUUUCAGUUACUAGUUUUGUUUAUGAGCUGCACAAAUCCAAUAUAUAGUUGUUUUCUUUCUAAAAAGAAAUAUGCCCAACUUUCUAUUUGUAAACUGUUAUUGAUAACUUGGUUGAAUUUGUUUUUGGUCUCGCAGAAGUAGCAGUAUCGGAGUGGUUAGAUGUGUGUAGUAUUAAAAACAGGCUCUGGUAGUAAUAAACAACAUGUCGAGUGCUUUAGAAAUGUGUUUGUGUUUUCUUGUUGACUGGGAUGCAUUUACUUGAAGACAAGUUCUGUCCAUUGUGGUACAGGCAGUAACGUUGAGACUUGUUUGUUUGAAAAGUAUAAACUAUGUUUAUGUACAUGUAUGUAUUCAAGACAUUAAUUUCUUGCUAUUAAAUUAAUAGUAAUUAAAA
Molecule: messenger RNA, 7441 nt
Organism: Gigantopelta aegis
Lineage: Eukaryota; Metazoa; Mollusca; Gastropoda; Neomphalida; Peltospiridae
Product: roquin-1-like
Exons: 19
Coding region: 205-3678 (1157 amino acids)
Molecular function (GO): metal ion binding
Source: RefSeq, a predicted model, not a curated record